Messenger RNA from Paraglomus occultum, 260 nucleotides. NCBI's taxonomy places the organism in Eukaryota, Fungi, Glomeromycota, Glomeromycetes, Paraglomerales, Paraglomeraceae. The record is from the annotation of a GenBank genome assembly.
CCAAUAAGGUAUUUGUGUUUUUCUUCCAACACACUGAAGAAACAAGAGUUACGGAUCAUGAUCAUUGGUAUUAUCACCCUAAAAGAAAAAGAGAACAACCAAAUGCGUCAGAUAUGGAGAACGGCACGCGAUACGCAAUACGCGAUUUGAACAACACUGUGAAUGGAUCCACAUAUAGAAUACCACAGUUUAUACUUACAGUCACCAUAUCGAUACUUCCAAAGUUGAAUUUAAUUACUGGCUGUGACAAGCUCUUGUAA